AUGGCAAAUAUUAAUAAUAAUAAUAAUUUUAAUUUUAAUAAUAAUUUAAUUUCUUCCAAUAUUAAUAAUAAUAAUAAUAAUAAUAAUAAUAAUAAUAAUAAUAAUAAUAAUAAUAAUAAUAAUAAUAAUAACUAUAUAAAUAAUAAUUAUAUAAAUAAUAAUAGUAAUAACAUAAAUAAUAAUAUAAAUAGUAUUAACCCUAAUAAUAAUAUUAAUAUUAAUAAUAAUAAUCUUAUUAACAAUAAUAAUAAUAAUAAUAAUAAUAAUAAUAAUAAUAAUAAUAAUAAUAAUAAUAAUAAUAAUAAUAAUAAUAAUAAUAACAAUAUUAAUAAUAAUAAUAAUAAUAAUAAUAAUAAUAAUAAUAAUAAUAAUAAUAAUAAUAAUAAUAUUAUUAAUAUUAAUAAUAAUAAUAUUAACAACAACAACAGCAACAACAACUACAGCAACAACAACAACAGCAACAGCAACAAUAACAAUAAUAAUAAUAAUAAUAAUAAUAAUAAUAUUAAUAAUAAUAUUAAUAAUAAUAAUAAUAAUAAUAAUAAUAAUAUUAUUAUUAAUAAUAAUAAUAAUAUUGAUCAUAUUAAAAUAUAUACGAUUGGAGAUAAUGUUGAAUCAUAUUGGUUUAAUGGAAAACCAGUUGAAUCAUUGGAAUAUACAGAGAUAAAAGAGAUAAUACAUAAAAAAGGAGAAUCAGUUAUAUCGAAUUCAACCAAAGAUUCAAUACUAAAACAAAUUAAAAGAAUAUUAAAAGAUGAGAUAUUGAUAAAAGUUAGUUCAAGUAAUAGUAAAGGUUCAAAAGUAAAUAACAAUGGAGGUACUAAUAAUAAUAACAAUAACAACAAUAAUAGGCAACCACCAUUAUCAUUAUCAAAUUAUAUAAUGCCAUGUGAUUGUGAUCUUUGUUUAAAAAAAGGAUUACCAAAUCAUUUAAAAAAUUCGCAAAUACCAACUACUCCAUCUGCUUUAUUAGAAUAUUUAAUUAUAAUAUUAUUUGUAAUGGUUAAACAACAAUUGAAGCAUCCUUCUCAUAAUUUUUAUAAUUCUUCAAAUAAUAAUAAUAAUAAUAACAAUUCAAAUAAUUCAAAUAAUAAUAAUUCAAAUAAUAAUAAUGGUGCAACAACAGCAAUCAUUGAUUUAGUAUCACAAAAACAAAAAUUAAAACAAAAACAACAAUUAAACUAUGUACAUACAAGGGUGAUAUUUAGUUUUAUGACCGAUCAUAAAUCAUUAUUACCAAAUCUAUUUCCUGAUAAUGGUCAAUGUAAUUUAAAACAGUAUAUUUCAAUUUGUUUCACUAAUCAUCCUAGAAUUUUUAAAAGUGGUAAAACUUCAAAAUUAUUCACUGCUACUGGUUAUUGGUCUUUAAUUGAUUCAAAUAUUGAUCCUUGGUCUUUAAAUAUUGUAAAUAAUACUAUAGCUAGUAGUGGUAGUAGUACUAGUAUUACUACUACUACUACUACUACUACAACAACAGCAACAACAACAACACCACCUACACCACCACCAACAACAAUAACAGUAGCACAAACAACACCAACAACAACACCAACAACACCAACAACAACAACAACAACAACACCAACACCAACAACAAAUACAACAACAGUACCUUCCAGUAGUGUUAACCAUCAUCAUCAUAAUAAUAAUAAUAAUAAGAGUAUAAAGUCGGGAAAUGAGCUAAAUAAUGAUAUUAAAAAUGAAGAAAGUGAUGAAGAUAAUAUUAUAACUACCAAUAAUAAUAAUAAUAAUAGCGAACAUAUACAGAGUAUACAAUCACAACAGCAACAACAAAUUUCUUAUCCAUUUAUUAUGGAUAAUUUCUUUGGGAUCUCAACAGCAACAGGGAAUAAUAAUAAUAAUAAUAUUAUAGUUAAUGGAAAUAGUACAAAUAAUACUCAACAAUAUAUAAAAAAUAAAAAGAGAUUAGCAGUUGGUCCAGUAUGUGGUGCAAUUACAAAGAUUGUUGGUGGUGGAGUAGGUUCUUGUCAAAUUAUUGGAAAAUGUAGGUGGCAUAGUAAUAAUAAUAAUAAUAAUAACAAUAAUAAUAGUAAUAAUCAUAAUAAUAAUAAUAAUAAUAAUAAUAAUAAUAAUAAUAAUAAUAAUAAUAAUAAUAAUAAUAAUAAUAAUAAUAAUAAUAACAAUCAUAAUAAUAAUAGUAAUAAUAAUAAUAUAAAUGGGAAUUCAACAAUUAAUACAGAUGAUCAAAUUGAUCUUUCACCAUCAUUGUCACCAACAUUCUCAAAUAAUAGUGUAAAUACAGCAACAACCACCACCACCCCUUCUUCAUAUAAUAUUCCAUCAAUUUUUCUUACAACUCAACAACAACAACAACAACAACAACAACAACAACAACAACAACAACAACAACAACAACAACAACAACAAUCUCCACAACAAUCUCCACAGCAAUUUCAAUCUCCACCACAAAAUCAACAACCUCAACUUUCAAUACCGUAUAAAAAGAGACAUAUCAUUGAUAGAAAUAUAACAUACAUCGAAGAGACUCAUAUAAAUAGUAAUGAUAGUGAACAUGAAUAUAAUGUAGAAUAUGAUGAUGAUUAUUAUGAUGAUGAUGACGAUGAUGAUCAACCAGCUUUUAAAAAAUUAAAUAGCCUAAAUAAUAAUAAUAGUAAUAACAACAAUAAUAAUAAUAACAAUAACAUUAAUAACAAUAAUAGCAAUGGAUUUUAUAAUUACAAUGGAAAUAACUAUAGUAAUGUAUAUAUAAAUGGUAGUAGUAGUAGUGGUAGUAAUAAUAAUAAUAAUAAUAAUAAUAAUAACUCUUUUUAUGGAAAUAACAACUUUGUAAACAGUAACCAAAAUAACAAUGGCCAUCAUCAUAAUAAUCACCAUCAUAGUAGUGGUAGUAGUCACAAUUUGAAUGGAAAUACAAAUGGUUUCCCUUUUACUAAUAUUCAAAACUAUAACCUCAAUAGUAAUAAUAGUGGUAAUAAUAGUGGUAAUAAUAGUGGUAAUAAUAGUAAUAAUAAUGGAUAUUAUAAUUUCAAUAAUAGCGGAAAUCAUCAUAACAAUUUUAGUAGUGGAGGAAAUCAUAAUCACAAUAGUAAUAGUAAUAACAAUAAUAAUAAUGGCAAUAAUAGUAAUGGUAAUGGUUUAGAUUUUUACUCAUUGUUGGAUAACAAAAGAAUUACUAAAAAUUAUUAA
Molecule: messenger RNA, 3168 nt
Organism: Dictyostelium discoideum AX4
Lineage: Eukaryota; Evosea; Eumycetozoa; Dictyosteliales; Dictyosteliaceae
Exons: 1
Coding region: 1-3168 (1055 amino acids)
Source: RefSeq, a predicted model, not a curated record